AUGAAUGACGAAUAUGACCAGGAAGACGAGGUGGAGAGGAAUCGUCUCUUUGAAGAGCUGAAACUGUGGAUGGAGCAACAAGAAAUACUUGUUUCGGGCAUGCUAUACACCCUUGCCCAGACAAAGUUCCUCUCGGCUGUAGACUGCCUGCAUAGGAAGGCUAGACCUGACUAUAGUAUUGACAAGAGAACUCAGGAAAGCGUGGCUGGUAUAGACGUUGGCGUACCGGUUGAUGAGAAGGAACAAGAAGUACAUACAGGAAACGAGUUGAUGAUCGAGUUUGACUUUGGAGUUCGGAGUGAAUACGCAUUUGGAAUUUAUCCGAGUGGGUACUAUGGGUCGCAGUAUCCGGACUCCGAUGCUGGUGUGGGUCAUGCUAGGAUUCCGCACAAUUUUGCCGUUACAUCCAUCCAACGGUUGCCAGGCGCGGUACCCCGCAAAUCUGCCGAUCAACACUGA
Molecule: messenger RNA, 459 nt
Organism: Fusarium graminearum PH-1
Lineage: Eukaryota; Fungi; Ascomycota; Sordariomycetes; Hypocreales; Nectriaceae
Exons: 2
Coding region: 1-459 (152 amino acids)
Source: RefSeq, a predicted model, not a curated record